CAGGCCUCGAGUGAAUCCAUUUGUCUUCAUAGUUGUUGAUGUUUCUAUUUGUGUGUUUAUCGGUGUAAUGGCUGAUGCUGGUGUAGAGGCCAAGGAAUUAUCAAUAGAAGAAACAGCCAAGAAAUCAUCAACAAAAGAAGUAGCCACGGAAUUACCAACAAAAGAAGCAGAAAGCAAAAGUGAAUUUUCAAGCUCAGCAGCUCAAGUUGCCGAUCAUUAUAAUGCAGUACCACAAAAGGGUGUUGCUGAGAGGACAAGCAGCCGGAUAUUUUACCUUCGAAAUUUUAACAAUUGGAUCAAAAGCAUGUUAAUUGCGGAAUUCUUGGAAAGAUUGCAAAUGGAAGGUUCCCCAAAAACAACCGUACUUGAUUUAUGCUGUGGUAAAGGUGGUGAUUUUUUGAAAUGGCGUAUUGGAAAUGUUGCUCAUGUUGUUGCAGCAGAUGUAGCAAGUGUUUCGAUGGAACAAUGUGAAAAGCGAUACAAAGGUAUGAAAGCACGAGAGAAUCCAAGACGACCAUUAUUUAGUGCCGAAUUUAUUGUAGCAGAUGCUACAAAAGAUCGUUUGGUAGACCAUUACUAUAAUCGCUUUAUAAAAUUCGAUAUGUGCAGCUGCCAGUUUUCGUUUCAUUAUUGUUUUGAAAGUGAAAAACAAGCACGAAGAAUGAUACAAAAUGCUGUGGAGAGGUUAAAACCAGGCGGUUAUUUUAUUGGCACCUUACCGGAUGCCGAAAGAAUUAUGUAUUGUAUCAAAAAUUCCAAAGAUGGAACGUAUACCAAUGGUAUUUCACGUUUGAUGUAUGGAGAUGUUGAAGCGCUCAGAGAUAGCACUUACCGUCCACCUGUUUUUGGUGCAUUAAUUCAUUUUUCACUUGAUACGCAGGUCAACUGUCCAGAAUACCUCGUUCAUUUUCCUGUCCUCGAAAGAUUGCUUGCUGAUUGUGGCUUGAAGUUGGUUUACAAGAAACGUUUUCCGGAUGCAUUUGAAUACUAUAUGAAUGAAAGGAAUGGACAAGGAUUAUUAAGACGAAUGCAAGGAUUGGAACUUUUUCCACCCGAUGAUGUUAAGUUAAUGGGACCAGUAGAAAGUUACAAAUUCGCUGAGAAGAAGCUAAAAGAAAUCAUGGGAGAACAUUCAGAAGCAGAAAGUGUUAGAAUGGGAACAUUAUCGCAAGAUGAGUGGGAAAUUGCAUCGAUGUACCUCGUUUUUGCUUUUCAACGAGAAAAAAGUCAAGAAGAAAAGAAAACUUGAAAGGAAAACUUUAUCAGGGAGAAAACUAUGGUUCUGAUAUGAUAGAUGGCUCCAACUUUGCUUUAUAUUCGAUUUUUUAACGCUGCUUAUUCUGUCUUGCUGAGAAGCCUACUCAUCCCGGUGGGUUCGAAGAGAAUAAACUUUUCAAUCGCCUGAAACAAUAUAGCUUAUUGAAAUGUGAUACUGGC
Molecule: messenger RNA, 1437 nt
Organism: Loa loa (African eye worm)
Lineage: Eukaryota; Metazoa; Nematoda; Chromadorea; Rhabditida; Onchocercidae
Exons: 10
Coding region: 68-1249 (393 amino acids)
Biological process (GO): 7-methylguanosine mRNA capping
Cellular component (GO): nucleus
Molecular function (GO): mRNA 5'-cap (guanine-N7-)-methyltransferase activity
Source: RefSeq, a predicted model, not a curated record